This is a messenger RNA of Photinus pyralis (common eastern firefly), 1934 nucleotides long. RefSeq names its product gephyrin (gene cin). Lineage: Eukaryota; Metazoa; Arthropoda; Insecta; Coleoptera; Lampyridae. The record is from RefSeq and is a predicted model, not a curated record. Gene Ontology annotation, molecular function: molybdopterin molybdotransferase activity. Gene Ontology annotation, cellular component: postsynaptic membrane; cytosol; cytoplasm. The transcript has 9 exons. Gene Ontology annotation, biological process: molybdenum incorporation into molybdenum-molybdopterin complex; establishment of synaptic specificity at neuromuscular junction; postsynaptic neurotransmitter receptor diffusion trapping. The coding region runs from base 53 to 1876 and encodes 607 amino acids.
CCCUAUCACACAGUACAUUUGUUUACUAUCAUGUUCUAUAAAUAGAUACAAAAUGAAACCCAUCCGUUUUGGCGUACUAACAGUCAGCGAUACUUGCUUUUCUAAACAAAAUCAAGAUCUAAGCGGGCCCAAGCUGCAAGAAUGCAUUCGAGCCAGCUUCCCUGACGCCAGCAUAAUUGCAACACGAAUUGUACCAGAUGAGAAAGAAAUGAUCAAAAAUGCCUUACUGGAAUGGUCGAGUCAGGGAGUCAUGGACGUCAUAUUGACGACUGGUGGUACUGGGUUUGCACAACGUGACGUAACACCCGAGGCAACUAAGGCAAUUAUCGAUAAAGAAGCGCCCGGAUUGUCCUACGCUAUAAUAUCAAAGGGCAUGGCCGUGACGGAAUUAGCUGUACUAUCAAGGGCAGUUUCCGGUAUAAAAAAUAAGACCUUGAUUAUUAAUUUACCGGGAAGCGUCAAGGGGGCGUCCGAAUCUUUUGGUUUUAUAAAAAAUGUUUUGAAGCACGCCGUUGCUCACGUUAGAGAAGACCGAGAGACUAUCAAAUGUGAUCACAAACAUAUUCGGGACUUAUCGCCUAGUAAGGUCAAAAUACACCAGUCAGCCUAUCGAAAUAGAAACUCUCCGUAUCCUCAAAUUGAUGUGGACGUCGCUUUAGCAAUGAUAUUCGAGAAAUUGCCAAUUGCGUCGGUAACAGAAUGCGUCGAUAUUUCAAAGUCGCUCUGCAGAAUUUUGGCCGAAGACGUGUAUGCGAAAGAACCGAUGCCACCCUUCAAUGCUUCUAUAAAGGACGGCUACGCCGUGAAGACGUCGGACGGUGCAGGAGUUCGUAAAGUACGGAACGUUGUCGCUGCUGGCGACGUGCCCGACUCCGCUCGUCCCUUGGAUGACGACGAGAUUGUGAGUAUCAGUACAGGCGCGCCUGUUCCUCAGGGAGCUGAUGCGGUGGUGCAAAUCGAGGACACGGUCCUAGUUCAGGCGUCAUCCGACGGCUCUAGGGAAUUACUGGUGGAGAUUAAGGUGGCUCCCAAGCUUUAUCAAGACAUAAGGCCGGUGGGAAGCGAGAUAACGGCAAAUGAAUUGGUAAUACACAAAGGUGAUGCGAUUACUUUUGGACAUAUUGGUGUAUUGGCAACGCUUGGAAAAGUCAACGUUCAAGUUUACAAACGCCCACAAAUCGGUUUGAUUUCGACCGGUAAUGAACUGCAAGCCCCCCACGAGGAGUUAAAGCCGUCUCAUAUACGCGACAGUAAUAAAUUGGCCCUUCUGAACCUUCUCAGGCAGUACAGCUAUGAAGCCAGUGAUUGUGGGAUUGCCAAAGACAAUCCUGACAGCGUAAAGAAAGCGCUGCAUUCCGCGUUAGCCCACUACGACGUUAUCAUCACCACGGGUGGUGUUUCCAUGGGCGAAUUUGACUUGAUAAAAAACGUCCUCGAGGAAGAUUUUAAUGCCACGAUUCACUUUGGAAGAGUGAAUAUGAAACCUGGAAAACCAACAACUUUCGCCACGUGCAACUUUGAAGGAAAACUGAAGGUGAUAUUUGGACUUCCUGGCAAUCCAGUAUCUGCAAUGGUAACCACAAUACUCUUCGUUAUACCGGCUUUGCGCCACUUGGAGAAUAGUAAACAAAAAUCACUUCCAAUGAUCCCUGUAGUUUUGGGUGAACAAUUUACUGUUGAUCCAAGACCUGAGUACGUGCGAGUACGACUUGAGGCCGGUGACAAUGUACUUACUGCAUACUCUGUUGGGAAUCAGAUCAGUAGCAAAAUUAACAGCUUCAUUAAUGCCAACGCUUUAAUGUUAGUUCCCAGUAAACUUGUACAUCCGAAUAGUUUCAAGAAGGGAGAUAUUUUAAAUGCGAUCAUGUUAAACUAGUACAAUAAAUAUAAGAGCAAUUACGUCAGUAAUUUUAACACUAUAAAAAUAUAUACAU